This is a messenger RNA of Pezoporus flaviventris, 1175 nucleotides long. It is a transcript of the gene POLR2C, whose product is annotated as RNA polymerase II subunit C. Bases 50 to 877 code for a protein of 275 amino acids. The record is from RefSeq and is a predicted model, not a curated record. Lineage: Eukaryota; Metazoa; Chordata; Aves; Psittaciformes; Psittacidae. The transcript is spliced from 9 exons. Gene Ontology annotation, biological process: DNA-templated transcription. Gene Ontology annotation, molecular function: DNA binding; DNA-directed RNA polymerase activity; protein dimerization activity. Gene Ontology annotation, cellular component: RNA polymerase II, core complex.
CACCGGCGGGAGCGGGGCAUGCCGGGCCUGGCGGCGGGCGGGAGCGGCCAUGCCGUACGCCAACCAGCCCACGGUGCGCAUCACCGAGCUCACGGACGAGAACGUCAAGUUCAUCAUCGAGAACACGGACCUGGCGGUGGCGAAUUCCAUUCGGAGAGUGUUCAUCGCAGAAGUCCCCAUCAUAGCCAUCGACUGGGUGCAGAUAGAUGCCAACUCCUCUGUGCUUCAUGAUGAAUUCAUUGCGCACAGGCUGGGUCUCAUCCCACUCACUAGUGAUGACAUUGUGGAUAAAAUGCAAUAUUCCAGAGAUUGCACGUGUGAUGAGUUCUGUCCGGAGUGCUCUGUAGAGUUCACCCUGGACGUCCGGUGUAAUGAAGAUCAGACUCGUCACGUCACAUCCCGCGAUCUCAUCUCCAACAACCCCCGGGUCAUUCCAGUAACAUCUCGGAGCAGAGACAAUGACCCCAACGACUAUGUGGAGCAGGAUGACAUCCUCAUUGUGAAGCUGCGGAAGGGCCAGGAGCUGAGGCUGCGAGCCUAUGCCAAGAAGGGCUUUGGCAAGGAGCAUGCCAAGUGGAACCCCACGGCCGGUGUCGCCUUUGAGUACGACCCAGACAAUGCGCUGAGGCACACCGUGUACCCCAAACCAGAAGAGUGGCCCAAGAGUGAGUACUCGGAGAUCGAUGAGGAGGAUGCUCAAGCUCCCUACGAUCCCAAUGGGAAGCCAGAGAGGUUUUACUACAACGUGGAGUCCUGCGGUUCUCUGCGCCCGGAGACCAUCGUUCUUUCUGCACUCUCUGGCCUGAAGAAGAAACUGAGUGACCUCCAAACCCAGCUGAGCCAUGAGAUUCAGAGUGAUGUCCUCACUAUAAACUGAGGUGACGCCUUUCAACAAAGUGCUGCAGGAGGUCUUUGCCUCUGCCCAGCAGUGCUCUGUAUCCCUCAUCUCCCUCUGCCUUUUCUGGCCCAGGUCUGCAUGUCAGGUGACAUCUCUUCCCUGGUCUUCCUUUCCAAGGAAUGCCAUCAUAAUGUCUAGGGUAAAGCAGAAAGGGAAUUGGUGAGCAUCUUGGCUGGGACAGGCUUUUUUUUUCAGUGUUUUAGAGUUUUAGGCCAGAGUUUGCCGAUGCAGCAGUGUACCUCAGUUACUCAACCCUACCUUGUCCAUUCUUACUAUG